CACUUUAAAGGUGUUGCACAAUUUUAUUUUAGAAAGAUUAGGUGAAGAAAGAAAAAUACUCAAGGCUUGAGCCUCGAUUGUUGUGUUAUUACUGGUUGGAAGAAAGGAGACAGAUUGGCUUCAUUUGAUAAUUGCAUGAGUAGUCCAUGCACUGCCUACACUUACUAGCCACCAUAACCCUAGAGUCUAUAUAUCACCUCGUACCAAGACUUGCUGCCUAUAAAGGACACAGUGCCUGCACCGAGAGUCCACACACACACACACUGCAAGCACUCACAGUCACAAAGAGAGACAGAGAUGGCUGAUGUGCAGACCAAGAACAUGGCUGAAUCAUAUCCCGUGAAUGGUGGAAAUGGCCCCAACAGCUAUGCUCAGAAUUCCUGCUAUCAGAAAGAAGUGGUGGAUGGUGCAAAGGGUAUGAUCACUAAAGCCAUAGCAGAGAAGUUUGACAUUGGAAACCCUCUUCUUGAUUGUCCCAACCUUAUUCGUAUAGCUGAUUUUGGCUGUUCCACAGGACCUAACACAUUCAUUUCAGUGCAAAACAUCAUAGAAGCUAUAGAGCUCAAACACAAAUCCACCCAACAAAAUUCUAAAACCCUAGAAUUCCAUGUGUUCUUCAAUGAUCUCACCAGCAACGAUUUCAACACACUGUUCAUGUCCCUCCCUCCCUCGCGAGAAUACUUUGCAGCUGGAGUGCCUGGUUCUUUCCAUGGACGCGUAUUUCCCAAGGCCACACUCCACAUUGCACACUCCUCCAAUUCACUGCACUGGCUUUCUAAGAUUCCAGAAGAAGUGCUGGACAGAAACUCUCUUGCAUGGAGUGGAAAGAAAGUUCACUACACCGGCAAUGAGAAAGUACUCGAGGCAUAUUCAGCUCAGUUCAAAAAUGACAUGAAGACCUUCUUAAGUGCUAGAGCAUUAGAGAUUGUGAGUGGGGGGGUCAUUCUAUUUUUCGUAGGCGGUUGUGAGGACGGAUUCCUUGCUUCUCAGACUUGCUCCAGUAUGCAAUUCGGCCUGCUUGCAUCUUGCCUCGUGGAGAUGGCUGAGUUGGGAAUGAUCAGUGAGGAAAAAGUGGAGUCCUUCAACGUUCCCAUAUACCUUACAUCACCAAAGGAGUUGAAAGAAGUGAUAGAGACAAAUGCAGAAUUCAGCAUUGAAAGAAUGGAAAAUUUUGUUCCCUACAAGAAUCCAGAAAUGCCCGACUGUCAAAUGUUGUCGACGCAUCUUAGAGUUGUCAUAGAGGGACUCAUUUCGGAACACUUUGGCACUGAGAUUGUUGAGGGGUUGUUUGAACGCUAUACCAAGAAAAUGGAAGAGAAUUACUUUGUCUUUGACAUGAAAUACCGCCAAGAGUUUGUCAUUUUCGUCUGUCUGAAGCGAAAGUAACAGAUUGAAAGACCAAAUAGCUAGUGCUGUCCAUGCAUUUUGAUCCAAAAUAAAGAGUUAUUGAUUGUGUGUGUUUGAACUUUUGAUCAAUGCUUCUCUAUUUUAAACUUCAUUCUUGAACCCCCCAAAAAAAAAAAAAAAUUUAUUUAAUUGAACAAAACUAGAUGAAGAUACCUUGAGAACUGAAUUAAAACCUUACCCAGAUAAGAAAAAAUAAAAUAAAAAAUCUUUUUGACCUGAAUAAUUUUGUGGUACAAAUUUAAAUAAGCCAUAUCUUAAAUUUAUAAAGUUAAUGAAAGGUGAAAUCUUGACCGCGUGAGGUAGCAUAGAUUUUUUUGGUAGGUUACAUUUUUAGGGGAUUUUGACUUUGU
Messenger RNA from Cornus florida, 1757 nucleotides. Its product is annotated as loganic acid O-methyltransferase-like. Gene Ontology annotation, molecular function: S-adenosylmethionine-dependent methyltransferase activity. Lineage: Eukaryota; Viridiplantae; Streptophyta; Magnoliopsida; Cornales; Cornaceae. The coding region runs from base 298 to 1386 and encodes 362 amino acids. The transcript is spliced from 3 exons. Gene Ontology annotation, biological process: methylation. The record is from RefSeq and is a predicted model, not a curated record.